UAUGAAUCUAUGAUCCCUGCCUCUGCUGCAAGCCCAAGAAAAUUUACACAAGUUGCUAUCUUGCUGAGCGCCUGAGCCCGACGGCAUCAGAUCUCGCGUCGCGUACAAAUGCCACCAGCGUGCGCGCGGCAGAGCAGGGCCACAGCGUCCAAAUAGCACAGCGCCGCGGCCGGGUCCCCCGCUCCCCAGCCCAGUUGUUCAGUCACGAAGCCUAGACUUGCUUCGCUCUUCGCCGAGCCCGCCGCUCCUCCGCCUCGCGAUUCCCCUGAUUUCACUAGGCCAAGGAGCCAAGAACUUGGAUCCAGCGGUGAAGGGCAUGGCUGCCGGCGACGGCAUGGGGCCGAUGGCGAUGGAGGCGCCGCGCGGCGACCACGCACCGACGGGCGCAGGGAAGGCUGCGGCGCCGGCGGGGCACGCGUCGAUAAUGCAGAUGACCUUCUUCUGGGGCGACCGCGCAGUGGUGCUGUUCCCGGGGUGGCCCGGCGCGCGCGGCGCGGGGGCGUACGUCCUCUGCCUCCUCUUCGUGCUCGCCCUCGCCGCGCUCACCGAGGCGCUCGCCGCGGUCUCGAGCUGGGUUGCCCGCCGCGGCGUGGGCAGCCGCGCGUCCUCCGCGGCGCUGCUGACGGCGGCGCAUGCGGUGAGGAUGGGGAUGGCGUACCUGGUGAUGCUGGCCGUCAUGUCGUUCAACGGCGGCGUGCUCCUGGCGGCUGUCGCCGGACACGCGCUCGGGUUUCUCCUCGCGCGGAGCAGGGUGCACCCCGGCGCUGUUCACGGGGGCGGUGCCGCCGCCCGUGACCGCGAGCUCGGUGGCAUGGCCAUCCCUCCCUCGGAUGGCCCCUAGGCUUAGACUACAGUGCAAUUCGAUUAAAGAAAUGCUCGUCUCGUGUUGUCCUUUGUUUUCGGCGUCCGAAGUUCUGAAUAUUUUUUAAAAAAUAAUAGGAGGGGCGUGCCCCUACUGUAAAUAUAUUAAGAAUUAAAAAAGU
Molecule: messenger RNA, 983 nt
Organism: Phragmites australis (common reed)
Lineage: Eukaryota; Viridiplantae; Streptophyta; Magnoliopsida; Poales; Poaceae
Product: copper transporter 6-like
Exons: 2
Coding region: 317-841 (174 amino acids)
Biological process (GO): copper ion transmembrane transport; intracellular copper ion homeostasis
Cellular component (GO): plasma membrane
Molecular function (GO): copper ion transmembrane transporter activity
Source: RefSeq, a predicted model, not a curated record